This is a messenger RNA of Blastomyces gilchristii SLH14081, 185 nucleotides long. RefSeq lists its product as uncharacterized. The annotation marks the transcript as partial. Lineage: Eukaryota; Fungi; Ascomycota; Eurotiomycetes; Onygenales; Ajellomycetaceae. The transcript has a single exon. The record is from RefSeq and is a predicted model, not a curated record.
UCACUGCAGCUAUCACAUCACACACUUCUAACAUCAUUAUAUCUGAAAAAAUGAUAUCUUUAAAUUCUUUAACUUCUAUAAAUUCUUCUUCUAAUCUGUCAUUACAUACUUUAACAAAUCAUACUUUCAACCUAUCAAUAUAUAUAAAACCUUCUCAAAAAUCUAAGAUCUCUAUAGCUACUUAG